AUGGAUCCAAAUUCAAAAUUCGAUUGAGAGAAGCGAACAUAAGAAGCUGUUUAGUUCUUCUUUUCACUUUUUCCGUCGUUACCCUUGGGAGAACAGACAAAUGACGGCGGUCCCGCCGGUGGCCUCGGGGCAGCCAAUAUCGGCGUCUGUGGUGAAUUCGUUUCGAGUGGCGGCCGUAGCUGAGCGCUUGGCUACUCAUACUCAGCCUGGUAGACAGCCUCAAAGCUCGGAGUUCUUCAGCCUGUGCCUCUCUCUCGCCAGAGGCAUUGAUUAUGCAAUUGCCAACAAUGAGGUUCCUGCUAAAGCGCAAGAAUUACCUCUAUUGUUGAAGCAGAUAUGUCAACACAGAAAUGACCUCUUCUUACAAGCAGCUAUUAUGGUGUUGAUGAUAUCAGUAAAGAAUGCCUGUAAAAUGAGCUGGUUCUCGGAUGGAGAGAGUCGAGAACUUUUAACUCUUGCCAAUGAGGUGGGCAGUUGCUUUUGCAUCCCAGGCGUUAUUAACAAUGAACUGGAUGGUUCACUUUCAACUAUUUUGGAAGUUAUGUCAAGGUUCUAUCCAUUAAUGAAGAUGGGGCAGAUACUUGCUUCUCUUGAAGCUAAGCCUGGAUACGGGGCGCUCGUGGUUGAUUUCCAUAUAUCAAAGAAUAUGACACACUCUCCUCAGGAGAAAAUUAGGUUAUUUGUAGCUCAAAAAGAUAACGUAGAGACAUCUGCUUGCAUUAUAAGUCCACAACUAGUGAGCUUUCUGUUAAAUGGAAAGGGAGUGGAGAGAAGAACAAAUGUUUUAAUGGAUAUGGGACCUCAGAUGCCAACAAAUGUGACUGCAAUGUUGAAAUAUGGGACUAAUCUUCUCCAAGCUGUGGGCCAGUUUAGCGGUCAUUAUCUCAUUGUUGUUGCCUUCAUGGGUAUGGAGGAGUCAUCACCUGACGCUUCCACACUGCCAGAUUAUGUUCAGUCUGGUGAUUUUGCACCAGAUUCAGAAGAUUCUGAUUUAAUUGAAGGGCCAUCACGGAUCUCACUCAAGUGUCCCAUAAGCCGAACACGCAUCAAAACUCCUGUCAAAGGGCAUGCAUGUAAGCAUCUUCAGUGCUUUGAUUUCAAUAACUAUGUUAACAUAAACUCUAGAAGACCAUCCUGGCGCUGCCCACAUUGCAAUCAACAUGUAUGCUACACUAACAUCCGUGUUGAUCAAAAUAUGGUUAAGGUGCUGAAAGAGGUAGCAGAGGAUGUGUCUGAUGUGAUCAUCUCUGCAGAUGGAUCAUGGAAAGCCGUGAUGGAAAAUGAUGAUGACGUAGAUGAGUUGCAUGGUAAUACCCUUAAUUGCCAAAAAGAUGGGUCUGAGCGGCCAGAAUCUGCUACGGGCGUUCCCAUGGUUCUGGAUCUUACUCAGACUGUGGAUGCAAUGGAAACUAUCGAAACUGAAGACAGGAAGCCUCCUGUGGCUACUCUUCAAAGUCAUGGGUCUGGCACCUCUACUUCUAGGACAGAUACCCAAGUUGGUGGCACUGAGUCUACGCGAAAUUUUACAGUAUCACCAGUAUUUUCUGAUGCUGUCUCUCCAGCACCCAAUCGAGCUGAUGCUCAUGGUAAUGCUAAUCUUGCAACACCUGGGAUUCAAAAUCAAGUUGCUACUGCAAAUAAUUUGCCGUUACAUCCUUCACAAGUGACAAAUUCAAUGUCAAAUCAUGAAUAUGGAAGUUUGCAGAACAUACCUAGACAUGUAAGCAGAUCAUCAAUUGCAGUUCAGGCCCUCCCAGCAAUGUCUCAGACUCAGACACCAACACAACAGAGAUCAAGUAAUAGUGUGAAUACUAAGAACACAACCAGCUCUGCGCGUAUUCCACAUCAGAUGCAGAGUAGGAUUCAGCAAGAACGAUCAUUUGUUCCUGCCCGGCCAGUUCAACAAGUUGGUGCUGCAGCUCCAAGUCAACUCCCUGGUCCAUACAGACCUCCUGGGUUUCGGGCUGAAUACCAGAACCCACACCUGCAGCAAGCACUGAACACGAGGUUGUCCCAACCCAGGAGCCCAUCUCCAGGCCUGAUUCGGUCACCAUCUCCUAUACUACGGGCACAGGCUCAACAAGGAGCUGCACAAGUUGGGGUAGGCUACACAGCAGGCAAUGUGAAUAGCAAUCCUACCAGAUUUAUGGCUGCUUCCCAGAGAACCACCCAAAUGGCUAGACAGCCACCGAUGGUGGCAGUUCAAACUCAAACACCAAGAGCAGCAUCUUCUUAUCCUGGAAAUGUUGAUGGGAGUAGGGCUUCAGCCGUGGAGCAGAGAUUGAACAUGGGUGGAGUAGCACCUGCAGCUUCAAGACCUGAUACGUCAGCUGAUUUGGCAUCUGAGCAGAACUGGCGACCUACAGGACGAAUGCGUGGAAGCCUCACAGGUCGAGUAUAUUCUGAAUCUCUUAGCCAGAUGAUGAUUCAACCCACCCAGUCAACACAAGCUGCGAGGCCACAAACAAAUAUAACAUCUCCACCUAGUGUUCCACCACAUCUGCAGGCGUUUCUUGCAAAUAGCAGGAAUCCUGUUACCCCUCAAAUGCGAAACAAUGCAACAACUGAAACCACAGCCACAAAUGGUGGUUCGGGCCUGCCAGAUAGGUCUAGUGGGAUGCAUUAGUCUUGACUUAGCUGUAUGUAGGAGUAAUGAAUAUGAUGAAGCUGUAAAUACAAAUAUUUAUGUCCAAUUUUGUGCAUCACUGAUAUUGUUGUACAGUUCCUCCCUGGGCUUAGAGUGAGAGUUCAGCUUCCCCUGUAUUUGGUUUUAAUCAAGUCUAGAUUUUUAAGCUUUA
Molecule: messenger RNA, 2798 nt
Organism: Gossypium raimondii (Peruvian cotton)
Lineage: Eukaryota; Viridiplantae; Streptophyta; Magnoliopsida; Malvales; Malvaceae
Product: E4 SUMO-protein ligase PIAL2
Biological process (GO): protein sumoylation
Molecular function (GO): SUMO ligase activity; zinc ion binding
Source: RefSeq, a predicted model, not a curated record